AUGAUUCGGAUACUGGUUUUUGAAGCAAUAUAUCACUCUCGAUCAUUAAAAACCAACCGCUACACCGGUUUAUUACUGAAUAUCCCUAUACUUAUUAUUGCUAUGCCUACACUUAUGCCUACAUUAGAUAUAUUCACGUAUUUUGUGUUUGUAUUCUUGAUGGUUGUAAAAAGACGCACAAAUAUACAAAAUAAGAUCCAAUUCUUUUUCUUAGCAUCUUUACUUGUUAGACUAAUAAAUUACACGCUAAAGUUCAUAGAAAUAUGGAACCACGCCCCUUUGCCAUUUUUAGUAUUAAUAAAUCUGCUGCCUUUCUCACCUCUUUCCGUUUCCCUCUCUCUCACAACAGCAAUAGCAACAGCACCACCACCACCACCACCAAUAGCAACAACAAAACACGACAACAGCUUCUUUACACUCUUUUUCUAA
Molecule: messenger RNA, 429 nt
Organism: Phycomyces blakesleeanus NRRL 1555(-)
Lineage: Eukaryota; Fungi; Mucoromycota; Mucoromycetes; Mucorales; Phycomycetaceae
Exons: 5
Coding region: 1-429 (142 amino acids)
Source: RefSeq, a predicted model, not a curated record